CGAAUUCGCUCGACUCGAAACGCACGCAGCUCGUUCACUGGCUAGAUCUAGGGUUUCAUCUGCGCACCCUUUCUCCGAUCGAUUCAUCUCCGCACCAUCUCUCUCUCCGAUCGAUCUUGGCAAGCAGCUGUGAUGGAGAUGGGCCUGGACACGGCGGCGACGAAGCGAGAAUCCGAGGCCGAGGCGGAGGAGCCGGGGCGGAAGAAGGCGGCGGGGGCUACCAAGACGGCGAAGGUGGUGCCGUGGCUGAUGGAUUCGUUCGACCAGCUGUUCGACGAGGCGAGGCUGAAGCAUGCGGUGGCGAGGCUGAACCAGGCGAACCCCGGCGCGCCGCCGGUCGUGCCGGAGGAGCUCACCGAGGAGAGGCGGGCGGCGCUGCUGCAGGAAGAUACGGAGUGGAGGAGCAGCAGGAAGGAGGAGGAGCUCGCGGCCGCGCGGAGAUACGUGGCGGAGCAAGCCCGGGCGCCACCAUCGCCGGAGGAAGCUACCGACCCCAGCAAGGAUAAGUGGCAGCUGGAUUAUGACCUUGGCCGCGAGGAACUGGAAAUGAAACUGGCAAAAAGGGAGGACUUCGAGAGCUUCGACUUCGAGCGUAACACGCGUAUCCCUCCCAUGUGUUUCACCGACAACCCAAUGCCUGAUGACACCAAUCACAGGCUUACUGCACAGAUCUUUACCGUCAAGGUAGCGGGGUUAGAUGGGGAUUUGCAGUGGCCGCUGGAUGUGUUUGGUAUGGUUGCUGUGCGUGACAAGCUGGAUUACAGUCGCAAUGUUAUCUUUAACCGCACGAGAGACAACUGCCAAACCCUCACUGAACAGGUUCUUUUGUUUGGUCCUUGCUGCUGAGCAUAGUGCAAUGUUUUCUGUUAAUUAUCCUCUGCGCACCUACCUAUCUUCUUUUUUACCCCAUACAUAGAGAUCAUGUUAUUGUU
Triticum urartu is the source of this 932-nucleotide messenger RNA. The record is from RefSeq and is a predicted model, not a curated record. NCBI's taxonomy places the organism in Eukaryota, Viridiplantae, Streptophyta, Magnoliopsida, Poales, Poaceae.